GGGCAGCCCCGGCGGCGCAAGUUCGCCGGAGUCCCCAUCGAAGAGGUGAUCAAAGUGACCAGGUGCCGAAUCUGCGACGAGAAGGGCCACUGGGUCGAGGGGGUGUCCGAAGCGCUCGGCCACCGAGAAGGAUCGCCAGAUGGUCUCCUACUCCUUCUCUGGCUGCGGGGCGGAGCCCCCGUCGGAGUUGCUGGCGACGCAGAAGGAAGUCAAGGGGCAUAUCCACGAGAUCUACCUCGUGUCGAGACCCACUCAGGGACUCGUGGAUCCGGGCGCUGGCAGCGAUCUCGUGGGCAGAGACUCGCUGAAUCGUGAAGCAGUCGAGCUGGCGCGCCUAGGACUCACCUACGUGGUGGUACCUGGGGCAUCGGGCACGGCGGCAGACCCAUGGAGCAUCGCGGGAGCGAUCGAGGCGACCGUGCUGGAGGAGGACGUGCCACACAUCAUCAGUGCGAGCCUGCUCGACUUCCUGGGAUGCGCGAUCGACACGCCAGGGAACAGCACGCGGGUGCAGAGGCUCGAGCUCGCAGUCCCUCUCGCCAUGUUGGCGUCGGGACAUAGGAUGGCGGAUGUAGUUUCGCCGCUGCGAGCUCGCCCUCGAGCUCCCGCCAGUGCACUGUUGGCCUAUCCUUUCUUGACGGCCAAUGCUUUCUGCCUAGCCGCGGGGCAGCGCCCGCUAGAGAUGAGCCCGGGUGGGCCCAUCCGGGAGGCCGCCAGGUACAUCAUCACCUUCAUCUGCGUCAUCAUGCUCCCCCCGAUCCUUGUCGCGGAUAUCAUCCACAUUCUGUCGCGCGAGGUCUUGGGGAACCUAGAGGGCACCCAG
Molecule: messenger RNA, 823 nt
Organism: Prorocentrum cordatum
Lineage: Eukaryota; Dinophyceae; Prorocentrales; Prorocentraceae
Source: the annotation of a GenBank genome assembly